Molecule: messenger RNA, 1835 nt
Organism: Heterotrigona itama
Lineage: Eukaryota; Metazoa; Arthropoda; Insecta; Hymenoptera; Apidae
Source: the annotation of a GenBank genome assembly
GAACUAUAUUUAUUAUUAGUCAAUGCUAUAAAUUUUAUAUCAUCAUUGACUAAAGAUAGAUGCCCACAUAUAUAUAAUUCUAGAAUAUUAUUUAAUUGUUCUUUCUGAAUAUUUAUUUGAUUUGUGAAUUUAAAUAAAUUUUAAAAUGAUUGUGAUUUCAAGCCUAUUAAAAUGAGCUUUAGAGUGCAGCAUUUACUGUUUUGAUACGGAAAGUUCGUCAAUUUAGUUUUGAAUUGAAAAUAUAUACGUAUAUAAAAAUGAUUUUGUCCACUUUACAACUUGCAACAGGAUCCUUAACAAAAAGUAUGAUUGUGUUUAGUAAAAAUUGUACGAUAUUAUCUUAUUUGAAGUACACUAGUUUUCGAAAUAUUCAUAUAACCUCAAAUAUAAUGAAACAAUUUCGAAUGGGAAGUCAGAAAAUAAGAGUUACAGAAGAAAAACAUGUAGUCAUGGAUGGAGAAGACAUAGUCACUAUUUCUGACUCAGAUUUAAAGAAAUUAUUUCCUGAUGCUUCUACGCCAUAUCAAAUGUUUGAUGGAAAACCAUAUAAUCAGCUAGAUAUUGUUAAUGUAAAGUCAACUCCUAACAACACAAUAAUGUCCCUUACUGAUUAUAAAGGAAAGGGAAUAAUGUUACAUUCAGCUGGAAUUGAAGGUUUUAAAAAUACAAGAAAGGGUACUAACAUUGCAGCACAACAAACCGCAGUUACAUUUGGAAAAGGUGCCAUAAAAGGAUUUCAGCUAGCAGGUGUAAAUGUUAUUUCUAUCACAGAUGAUACUAGAAUAUCAUACAAUCCUCCAAGACCAAGGAAACAAAGAAGAAUAUAAUUUAUAAAAUAUAUUAUGAUGUAUUGAAUAGAUGAAUUUACAUUAAAAUGUAAAAUUUUGUACAGAAUUACGCGAUUAAUUAUAUGAUUAAGUUACAAUACUUUCGUGGCAGAGUGCUUAUAAUAUAUUAUUUUCUAUAUAAUAAUUAAAAUAUAAAUAUUGACUAGAUAAAAAGACGAAUCUCGUAAAUUGUUUAUAUUUUACAAUAAUGACUAACUUUGUUCUAUAAGCAAUAAUUCAUUGCUAUCGAUAAAACAUAUAUUACAAGUGAUAUUUUACACUUUAUAUUAGUUUUCAUUAUUUAUCUUUCAAAGUAAUCUUCCAAGAACUUAAGAAUCUCUAAUAAAGCUAGUUCAGACAUUGGUUUCUAUGUUUUAAACUUCUUAAAAAAAAUUCUAUGACACUUAAUUCUUUUUAAGUACAUUCACAGAAAAUGCCUACGAUACAUAGUCUUGUGUACGAAAUGAAGCGAAUGAGAUCUUCAAUUUCAUUUCAUCAUAGUACAUGUUGCGUGAUCCAGGAUAUGUAUUCUGAAACUCGAGUGUACACACCCGGAAGUCGCGGUCGAGCGCAUCCAACUCCUGAUGAGACCACUCCUACGACCAUCACAUUAUUAGGCUGAUUUCCGAUCAUCAAAGGUCCGCCACUAUCAGCCUAGAAGAGGAUACAUACAUAUCAUAUAUUUUUACGGAAAAUCCAAAUAGUAGAACUUAUUUUUUUCCAAAUUCAUAAUAUCAGAUUAAUAUUUAUUAUAAUUCACAUUUUUUUAAAUAUAAACAUAGGUUUUAUUUUACUCAUGCGGGACAUUUUAAUAAUCUAAUAAUAUUUAAUCUCUGAUGAACAAGCAAAAAAGUACAAUGGACUUUUCAAACAUCUGGUUUGAUAUUGCACUUUAAAUUAAAAUAUUAUAAGAAUUUUUCUGCGAAACUAACAAUUCUGAUUUGUACUCAUUUGCUUGCCAACUAAAGAAAUAUAAAUAUAACAAUAAUUAUAUUUUAUAAUCAUUGU